This is a messenger RNA of Tupaia belangeri chinensis (Chinese tree shrew), 2229 nucleotides long. It is a transcript of the gene TPM4, whose product is annotated as tropomyosin 4. Lineage: Eukaryota; Metazoa; Chordata; Mammalia; Scandentia; Tupaiidae. Bases 33 to 887 code for a protein of 284 amino acids. The record is from RefSeq and is a predicted model, not a curated record. The transcript is spliced from 9 exons.
GCGCCCUCGCCCGCGCCCCACACCGCCCCGCCAUGGAGGCCAUCAAGAAGAAGAUGCAGAUGCUCAAGUUGGACAAGGAGAACGCCAUCGACCGGGCCGAGCAGGCAGAGGCCGAUAAGAAAGCUGCCGAGGACAAGUGCAAGCAGGUGGAGGAGGAACUGACACACCUCCAGAAGAAGCUGAAAGGGACAGAGGACGAGCUGGACAAGUACUCCGAGGACCUGAAGGACGCGCAGGAGAAGCUGGAGCUGACGGAGAAGAAAGCCUCCGACGCUGAAGGGGAUGUGGCAGCUCUCAAUCGACGCAUCCAGCUGGUCGAGGAGGAGUUGGACAGGGCUCAAGAACGACUGGCCACGGCCCUGCAGAAGCUGGAGGAGGCGGAAAAGGCGGCCGAUGAGAGCGAGAGAGGAAUGAAGGUGAUUGAAAACCGGGCCAUGAAAGAUGAGGAGAAGAUGGAGAUUCAGGAGAUGCAGCUCAAAGAGGCCAAGCACAUUGCCGAGGAGGCCGACCGCAAAUACGAGGAGGUAGCUCGUAAGUUGGUCAUCCUGGAAGGCGAGCUGGAAAGGGCAGAGGAGCGUGCGGAGGUGUCUGAACUAAAAUGUGGUGACCUGGAAGAAGAACUCAAGAAUGUCACUAAUAACCUGAAGUCGCUCGAGGCCGCCUCUGAAAAGUAUUCUGAAAAGGAGGACAAAUAUGAAGAAGAAAUUAAACUCCUUUCUGAUAAACUGAAAGAGGCUGAGACCCGUGCCGAAUUUGCAGAGAGAACGGUUGCCAAACUGGAAAAGACCAUCGAUGACCUGGAAGAAAAACUUGCCCAGGCCAAAGAAGAGAACGUGGGCUUACAUCAGACACUGGAUCAGACACUAAAUGAACUUAAUUGUAUAUAACCAAAACAGAAGAGUCUUGUUCCAACACAAACGCCAGAGCUCCGUGUCUUUCUCUUCUCUUAUAAGAAGUUCUUUUUUUUUUCUUUUUUUGUUAUUGCAUCUUCGCUUUGCUGGAAAUGUCAAGCAAAUUAUUGAACACAUGACCAAAUAUUUUGUAUCUGAGAAGCUUUGAGCACCAGUUAAAUCGAAUUCCUUCCUUCUUUCCAAUGGCACCAGCUUUUUCAGCUCUGUUAUUAUCCUUAAGUUGCAUUUAUUCCUGAGGUAGGCAGGGUAUUUCAUAGUGAGCAUCAGACUGAGGGCAGCUGGUUCCUAGGAAAAUAGAGACCAUCCCACACUUUCAAGAAUAGACUCUGCUCUUUAGCAUAGAUCAAUUUAAAACGCUGAAGAAUAUAACCUUGGGGUCACAGUUGGUCAAACGACAGCCUAUAGAAGGCUGUGGACCAUUACAUUAAAUGAGUGGGAAUUUUCCAUCCAGAGUGGGGGAAAAAAAAAAGUGGGGGGACUAUGUUGGGAAGUCAUAAACCUCAGAUAAACGUGAUCAUUCUGGCCCUUCUCCGCCCUCCACUCUGCAGAACAAACAUCUGAGCAGUCGGCAUGAGAAUGCUUAGGAAUUAGCCGCAACUACCCAGACAUUUUCUGGAUAGAUCCUGUUAGGCUCUUCCGCAUAUUUCUUUCAUUUCAAAGUGAUUCUCUGAAGAGCAUGUGUUGUAUUCCUUUAUGGACCCCCGUUUGUCUGCUCUAAGGCCAUCCAUUCAGCAGGGAUAUGGUGGCGUUCGGUCCUCUUCAGAUCAGAACGGCUGCUCGCCAUCAAUACAUGGAGCAAAGAGAGUUUCAUUCAUUCACAAAAUUCUGUAGAAGGGACUUCUCUGGAAUCACAGUAGGGAUAAAAAGAGGUCAUUGAUUUUAUGUCCCUACUUCAGGGAAUGGCGAAUUGAAGGUUUACUUACCUGAGACUUUCAUUCCUUCUUUGGGACCAAGUUAAAAGACCAAGACGCUCCUGGUUAAACUGGAUAUGGAGUAUCGUGUAGACAGGGCUGCACAUUCUAGCUUUGCUGUAUUUCUGCUUUCUCAGUGGACAUCUCAGAGCUGAAACAUUCCACAUCCCCAGCAAUGUCGGGGCCAACUGCGGUUUACCAUUCUGAAUAAAAAUCCCCCUGCUUCCAGCUUCUCUGAGUCCCCCUGCCCCUCGCUCCUAUUUAUUAAGCAUCACACUACCCAGGAGAUACACUAGCAGACUGUGCAAUGGAAUAAAACCCACACUUUACAUUCUUGCGAACUGUAUCAUAUGUAAUAGUAUCACUUUUUCUACAUUUUGGUCAAAUAAAUUUUUACAUAAACUACA